UGGACAUCGACAAUAUAUACGCAUGUAUUCACGCAUCGGGCUUUAUCUGUGCUAUUAAUUACAUGAUAACGCUCUUCGUGCGUGGCAUGUGUGCAACAUGGCGGGCGAUGGACAACAAGACUUCAACCGGAGCGCGUUGACGCUCGAUCGCGGACGGGCCUGGUACACCGGUCAAAGAGCGGAGAAGAUCCCUGGUGGACUGGUUAGAGUCGUGGGUCACAAUUGCCUCGGCCUGGAUCUCUCCUAUAACGAAUUGACUACCGUUUCUGCCGUAAAGGAUUUCGAGCAAUUACAAGAACUGAUUUUGGACAAUAACCAACUUGGCGAUCUCAAGACGCUGCCGCACAUGCCGACUUUGACCACUCUGAGCUUGAACAACAACAAGAUAUCAAACAUUGACGGAGCCCUCGACAAAAUACGUGAUUGCUGUCCCAACGUGGAAUACGUGAGUCUCUUGGGCAACCCAGGCUGUCCUGAUCAGCUGACCAAUCCGACGUCCACCGAUGAGGACGAUUACGAGCGUUACAGGCUCUACGCGAUUCAUGUUUUACCUCCGAGUCUGCGUUUCCUGGACUCCCGGCGGGUCACUCAACAGGAAAGACUGAACGCCGAGACUCGCGGCAAGUAUUCCAGGACGGUGAAGUUGGUGCCAGAGCUGGUUCGCAAGCAACCCAGUUCGACGAUAACCAAUGAGUUCGAUGAUUUGUUCUUCAACAUCCAUUACACGCCCUUGCCAAACGUAGUACGCAAGCCACAAGAUCACAAAGGUGCAUACGGCAAGUGCAAGUACCGCUACUCCGGCAAAAAUUCCGAGGGCAACCGAUUCAUCUCGAAUAGCGAUCUCUAAACGAGAAUUGCCUGCAUACUCUUAAACGUGGCCUUAAAAUAACAAAGCAUACACAAAGCGAUUGUCUAGUCAGGUAUAACUGAUAAUUACCAAUCAGUUUUGCGAAGCGAAGUAUCUCUUCCUCAGAUAUUAUCAAACAUUGUUGAAAUUUGUCAUAAAUAACUUGCGAAUAGUAUUAUCGAUAUGUAUCUGAGUAUUUCUUUCUAAGAAUCAUGUCAUAAUAAUUAUUACAUCACUAUUGAAUUCUCAACGCUUGGUUUGAGACGGAUUGUCGAACCUCCAAACUCCUUGUAAUAAUUUUAUGUACACGUCGAAUGUAAACUAUAACUUUAUACAGUUUCUAAUAAUAUUUUCUGCAAUAUA
Molecule: messenger RNA, 1210 nt
Organism: Odontomachus brunneus
Lineage: Eukaryota; Metazoa; Arthropoda; Insecta; Hymenoptera; Formicidae
Product: leucine-rich melanocyte differentiation-associated protein-like
Exons: 4
Coding region: 98-847 (249 amino acids)
Biological process (GO): melanocyte differentiation
Molecular function (GO): protein binding
Source: RefSeq, a predicted model, not a curated record